Molecule: messenger RNA, 1074 nt
Organism: Knipowitschia caucasica
Lineage: Eukaryota; Metazoa; Chordata; Actinopteri; Gobiiformes; Gobiidae
Source: the annotation of a GenBank genome assembly
AUGCCCCAGAGAACAGUUCUGAAGGCCAAAGAUCUCAAAGCCAUAGCUAAAGAGACGGCCACAAGUCUCCGAGCAGAGCUGGGACCCAUCUCCUCACCCCUUCUCCAGAGUGACUAUUUUUCAAUGCAGCGUGAAAGUUUUUCGGCGCGGGGUCCCGGCCGGGCUAGGCGGGGCUUGUGUGUGUUCGGCGGGGGGGACAUCGUGCGCCCUUCCCUUCCCCCUCGGACUGCAGCCCCUGUGCGCGCAGUCCUGUUGUUGCCUCCGAGCGCCAUGGUUUCACGAGGAGACGAGCGCAUGGCUGAUAUCCCACAGAUUCGCAGAGGAGUGCGUUUUACUGAAUCAGAGAACAGAAGACUUGUGGAAGAAGUGAGGACGCGCAAGAUCGUCAUUUACGGUAAAGGCGAAAGAGCCCCGCAGCCGAUAGAGGUGAGGCUGGCGUGGGAGGAGGUCGCCGAGGUCAUCUCUACGGUGUCUGGGAUUGAACGGAGCUCUGAUCAGUGUAGAAAGAGAUUUAAUGACAUGAAGAGACGAGGAAUUGUGGUCACACAGCCGUGCGUAGAAACAACUUUACAUGUGAAUCUGCAGGAGGACGAGCCUCCCCCCACCAAGAAGAAGAGAGGACGUCCGCCCAAGAAGAGGCUCGGAGAGUCAGACGUGGAAUCCAGGAACCAUCUGGAGCCGGUGGAUCUGGAAUUUGAAGUUGACGCUCCCAUGGAUGACGACCCAGACUAUGAGCCUUCUCCUGUGAAACCUGAAAUGAUGCCCUCUCCCAAAGUGCUCAAAAAACCAGCCACCUCGUCCCUCAGCUCAGCCAGCGCACGGCCCAAAGAAGCCAGCUUCAUGGGGUUCAAGCAGGAGGACAAGCAGGGUGAAAAGCACCCCUUCCUGGAGCUUCAGAAGGGGGGCUUUGAGAUGCUGCAGAGGGAGCUGCAUGGCUUCCAGACGUGCAUCAAGACCCUGGAGAGACGAAUGAGCCAGGUGGAGGUGCUGCUGCAGCCCAUAGGAGACAUAGCCGACAGCCUGUCCCGCAUCGCAGAGUCAGUGGAGCGCCUCACGUGCCCCCCCUCUCCUUAA